AAUCAAACCGAUAUUGAUAACGAAUAGUUCAAAGUCGAGGAAGGUGGUAUAUAAAGAAAAACAGCGGUGUACCAGCCAGUUUCUUUACUUUUACAUUGUUUUGAUUAGUUAAGUUCUUCGUCAACAUGGUGUCAGGAAUCGUUGCUGGCAGAUUAGCUAUAGUGACAGGUGCCGGAUCAGGUAUCGGACGCGCCACAUGCCAGGUUCUGUCCCGAGAGGGAGCUACAGUCAUAGCAGCUGAUAGGAACUAUGCGGCGGCCGAGCAGACCAUCAAAAGCCAUGCUGCCCUCGCUAGUGGGUUUAAUGAUGCAGGCGACCACUCGGCGAUCGAGCUCGAUGUAUCAGACUCCAAGUCGGUAAAACACGCCGUCCAGAAAACAUUGGAGCAAUACAAAGCCCCAGCCAGUAUAAUAGUCAACUGUGCCGGUAUCACGCGAGAUAAUUGGUUGCUGAAACUGUCUGAGGAGGACUAUAGCCAGGUGCUGGAUGUCAACCUUAAGGGUACAUUUCUGGUGAUGCAAGCGUUCGCGCAGGCGAUGGCUGAAAAGGGCAAGCCGGGGUCCAUCGUAAAUAUAUCCAGCAUAGUCGCAAAGUAUGGCAACAUUGGUCAAACUAACUACGCGAGUAGUAAGGCGGGUGUGAUAGCUAUGACUCAGUCGGCAGCUAAAGAAUUGGGAAAAUUCAAUAUUAGAGUGAACGCAGUCCUUCCCGGUUUCACAGAGACCCCGAUCGUGGAAACUAUCCCCGAGAAAGUAAUGCAUCAAAUGAUAAAGAUGAUACCCUUGGGCAGAAUGGGCCAGCCUUCCGAAAUAGCGGAGGUGAUAACAUUCCUGAGUUCUGACAAAAGCUCCUUCGUUACCGGGGCAGCCGUCGACGUCACGGGCGGGUUCUAGAAACUUCCAGCAGUUAAGGUGUGUCCAGAUCUGGACGCCGCUGCACUUAGUACAGGGUGGCCAAAUAAGAAGUAUACAUUUUGUUUUUAAAUUUUAACUGUAUUAAGUUCAAAAAUUAUUAAGUAUUGUUUUAAAAAUAUAUUCUUCAGGGUUGGCAAAUUCAUGCGAAACAUAAUGUCUGACAUAUGUCCACCUCUAACAGCAGGCAAAUGUAAGCCCUUAUCAUCCCAAUGUUCAGCAUCUAUUCGUAUAUUUUUGGCAUUAUCUUAGUACAUUUGUGUCGAAUAGUCGGUUUUAACCGUUUAAAUUUCAUCAGCUCGUUAGCAUAGACACGUAAUUUUAGAUAGCCCCACAGAAAUAAGUCAAGAGCUGCAAAAUUUGGGGAAUUUGGAUAGACACGUAAUUUUAGAUAGCCCCACAGAAAUAAGUCAAGAGCUGCAAAAUUUGAGGAAUUUGGGUGCCAAACACUGUCACUUUUUUUCAAAAUUAAUCAAGCAAACAACGUGUUUUAAACAACAGAAACAUUUGAGAUAAAAUUGCUUGCUGCUAGUGGUAGACAUUUGGCAGAAAUUGUCUUCCGUAUACAAUUGCCAACCCUGAAUAAUAUAUUUAUGAAAAAAAUAUUUAAUAAAAUUUCCACUUAAUAUAAUUAAAAUUUAAAAACAAAGUGUAUCAUUCUUAUUUGUCCACCCUGUACGUGGGUUAUACUGAAAGUUUCUGGAAUGAGCCAUUUAGAGGUCACGCAAUGAAAAUGUUUAUUUGUAUAAAUAACUUAUUGUCUGUUUUUGGAUACAGUUUGUUCGGUGAUGAUUUGCAUUUUAGGAAUGCUGUUUGAAAAUUAUACGUCAGGGAUUUUUUAAAGAUUUUUUUAAACAUUUUUAAGACUCCAGGAACUUUCAGUAUAAUCUAAGUACACACGGAACGGCAAACCACGGCUCUUCCAGUCUCGAAAAAAACGUUACAGAAACACGACUUAAGUCGCGCUUUAAAGUUAAAAUGGAAAUGCCUUUAUAAGUUAUAACUGGUGCUGUUAUCUGUAAAUAUAUAUUUAUAAUUUACUUUAUCUCAAACUUGCAAUGAGAUGUUGACAUAAGUUAAUUCAAACUAGGUCCGUAAAUACUACGUAUCCGGUGCGAUGAAUGAAGAUGAUAUGUAAAGGAAUUUCAUACAGCCUUACACACCUAGGCGUGAUAAGCAACCUUCUUUUGUUUUAAAACGUCAAAUUGUGACGCAGUGGCAUUAAACUAUCAAAUAGUACUAGAUUCGUAAUUUGUUUUUAGCUGUGUAAACCUACGAAUAAAACAAAUUCAUUACAAUUUAUUACAUUGCAAGUUGGAGAAAAGCACUAUACAAAUCUCGGCGAGAAACUGGAUUGCUGGCCACGUAUCCCUAGACGACCUCGCUACGCUCGGCCGUCUAUAUCUACUUGGCCUGCAACCUUUGUAUAAGUAUUUAUGGACUAAAAACAUGAGUUAUAAACACCCUAAAAAAAAGAAUAUAUUUUAUACAUUUUGUAAUUUUGCUUAUUCUACAUUUAUUACACUUAUUGGUGGAAUAAUAGUGCCUUUGUCGAUAGUUAAUAGUAAAACAAGAAACUACACGGAAUUAUAUUUUUAACAUUUUUACUACUCCGCGUUCUAAGUCAAUCUAGUCCAAGAUCAUUGUAACAUUCGAAUAUCUAGUAAUAAAUAUUGCUAAGUGAA
Cydia pomonella (codling moth) is the source of this 2596-nucleotide messenger RNA. RefSeq names its product estradiol 17-beta-dehydrogenase 8. The record is from RefSeq and is a predicted model, not a curated record. The coding region runs from base 126 to 893 and encodes 255 amino acids. Gene Ontology annotation, molecular function: oxidoreductase activity, acting on the CH-OH group of donors, NAD or NADP as acceptor. Lineage: Eukaryota; Metazoa; Arthropoda; Insecta; Lepidoptera; Tortricidae. The transcript is spliced from 7 exons.